Paraglomus brasilianum is the source of this 960-nucleotide messenger RNA. The record is from the annotation of a GenBank genome assembly. NCBI's taxonomy places the organism in Eukaryota, Fungi, Glomeromycota, Glomeromycetes, Paraglomerales, Paraglomeraceae.
AUGGACGGACUAGUCGUGUUGUGUCUUUGCUGUCGUUGUACCUGCUUUCGACGACGGAAGCGAAGUAAAGUAUCAAUCGAAAAUCCGGAUGUAUCGGUGAUUCAAGAUUUGUACAAACAAAGAUUGUCGGCAGGCACACAACCAUCAACACAUCCUUUACUAAAGACUUAUGCUGAUAGUCAAAUUAACGUCAGCAGUGAUCUUCCUGGAUACAACGUAGUUCCACCUGCACCGGAACCCAUAUAUUGGCAUGGAAAGAAAAACGAAGCUUCGCUAGAGUCGUUCACUGCUGGUGAGGAGUUUACAAGAGCUUACCCCCCUCUAGAGGUAUUACCUCCCGCCGACCACCUGGAGCUCAUUAAAAACAAUGGUGUGCACGCUUGGAGAUUGUCUUAUGAUACGAACGCAUUGCAGAGCUUGGUAACUAUUACAAAGGAUGGUCUCGGUGCUAAAUUUCACACGACAAAUGAUGUUGCUGUCCAAUCAAACUACCCACUUUUCAGUUUGUCCGAACUCCAAUCUGGCGUUCUACAUUACUUUGAAAUGACAAUUCUUUCCAACGAGUCUCCUGAUUCUACCACGAUUGCAAUCGGUCUCUGUACUAAACCAUAUCCCUCUUUCCGUUUACCCGGAUGGAAUCUCCACUCGGUCGGAUAUCAUUCGGACGAUGGACAUAAAUUCAACGAUGCAUAUGGCGGAAGAGAAUAUGGACCCUCGUGGGGUGUGGUCGGAGAUACUAUCGGUUGCGGAUAUUCCGCGGAUACCGGAUUUGUGUUCUUUACAAAAAACGGAGAAUUUCUUGGAAAUGCAUUUACUGGCAUAAGACACGUAUGGUUCCCGAGUAUUGGCGCUGACGGUAAAUGUGAAGUUGAUGUCAACUUUGGAUCGAAGACAUUUGUAUAUUCAGGUGCUAAAGGUUUUGGUGCUAGCGGGCCAAUAACAGAAGAGAAACAGUACUGA